Molecule: messenger RNA, 14972 nt
Organism: Neocloeon triangulifer
Lineage: Eukaryota; Metazoa; Arthropoda; Insecta; Ephemeroptera; Baetidae
Gene: HERC2
Product: E3 ubiquitin-protein ligase HERC2
Exons: 60
Biological process (GO): protein ubiquitination
Molecular function (GO): zinc ion binding; protein binding; ubiquitin-protein transferase activity
Source: RefSeq, a predicted model, not a curated record
UCUCUCGGCGUUUCCAAAAUAAAUAAAUAAAUAAAUCUGCACGCAAAGCAAGAAGAUUUCUGCAUUUGAUUCGGCCCGAAUUUUCAACUGAUGCUGUCCGGAACACCACAAACUCGGACGAUGUAGUCGAACAGACCUGAGGCCGUUUUGCAGGCGACAAUGGACAAGUUCCGGAGGUGAAAAAAGAGCUCUCUCGGCUGACCACAGGAGUCGCACCCAGGGCCGAAAAGAUGGACAGGCACCCUGAGAUGGUUUUGCGGACGCAGGCCCGGCUGGAUGGCAAGUGGCUCAAGGCCGACCUGCAGUCGUGUCUGCAGGAUAACGCCCUGCCCAUGCUGUGGAAUGAGAUGCUCAAGGACGGCGAACUGUCGGCUACGUCCAGCGAUUGCCUCAUCAACUCAGUCGGCGCCAAUUCAAGAAAGGGCGAGAGCGGCCACUACUACUGUGGCAUGAAAGUUCUCUCUUGUGCCUGCUGCGACGGAAUUUGCGGACCCCAACUGGGCUGCAACUGCUCGCCGUGCCAGAAAUUGGACGAGGACGAAAUGAGGAGGUUAAAAUUGAACCCUGACGAGAAGCAGCCCUUGCCCUUCAAGCAGCAGAUCAACAGCUGGACCUGGGGACCUCAGCCUAACUCGAAACAACUGAAAUCUUGCCUUGCGUCCCUCUUCAAGGAGCAGCGGGGCCUGGUGUCAAUUGCAGCUGGCAGCACCUUGUCCGCAACAAGACUGAAACAGAGACUCAUGGUCGCCCAACGCUACUUCACAGCGCUCAACAGACACCAGGGCCAGGUCGCGGGUCACUCUUUGCGAACAAAUUCCAGUGGCAGCGGCAAGGAAUUUGCCAAAAUGACUGAGAAAGCAACUGUUGGACUAGCUAGGAUAGGGUCAAGAGCCGCCUUACAUUUAUCCUUUGCAUUUAUGCGCCGAGCCUGGAGAUCAGGUGAAGAUGCAGAACUGUGCACAGAACUUUUGCGAGAAUCUCUAGAAGCAUUACAAGAUCUCCCUGAGGCCACUCUUUUUGAGGGACAGUCAAUUUCUCCGGUCUGGCUGGAAGUUGUCGAAAGAUCUGCAACUUUUCUCCGAGAGGUUGUUUCGGGUGAUUUUGUUGGAUCGGUGUCUCAAAACGACGAGAGACUCUCCCUGAGUUUGUUGCUCGAGUUGAGCGUCCAGCAGGGCACACUGGGACAAAUGCUGAAUUCCGUUCUGCUGUUGCUUCAGCUCGAAUACAAAAACCAAUCCUUGCCAGACAACAGGUGUUCCGUUUCUAACGAAAACUGCGCGCCUUUGGUUCCGCUACUCAAGAGGCUGGCAAAAAUUCCAACGUCUGCAGCUCAGGUGGAAGUAAUGAGAGGCAUGUUUGAGCCCCGUAAUGCCACUGAAAUUUACUUGGAGGAUUUUGAAAUGCCCGAAGACGAAAGUGAAAGCAUUCCCUUAAGAGAAGCCUCGGUUGUGAUAAUGUCGCACAUGGACCGACUUGCAUUUCCCUACAUUCCACCAUCAAACUUGUCAAAGAUGCCUGGUGGGCUGAGACCAUACCAAGAGGUGAUGUGUCUUGGAUCUCUCGAGUGGGCUGAAUCGUCUCAGUGGUGCGAAGAACCCCACAACUGCAGCGCUCUUGAGGAAAUCGGCGUCUCCCAAAUGGCCUGCUCGGACCAUUCCCUCUUGAUCCUUAGCCUGUCUGGAAAAGUGUACCAAAUGCUCUACGCCUCUCGAACAGAAUGCCCUCGUCUGGUCGAAAGUCUUGCAGAGAAGGAAAUUCUGCAGUUGGCGAGUCAUCCGGACGCCAAGCAUUUCAUGGUCCUCACAACCAAAGGCGAGGUUUACUCUUGGGGCUGUGGUGACGGAGGAAGACUUGGGCACGGAGACACCUUUUCUUUAGAGGAACCAACCUUGAUAGAAACACUUGCUGGUCAUUUUGUGGUGUCGAUAGCUGUCGGCAACACUUACAGUGCUGCUGUUACUUCAUCUGGUGAUUUGUACACAUGGGGUAGAGGAAAUUACGGCAGACUCGGUCACGGCAGUACUGAUGAUGUGACCAAACCAACUCUAGUUCCUGGGCUGAAAGGUCAUCACAUUAUUCAAGUGGCUUGUGGAGGUGGUGACGCACAAACAUUGGCUGUUAGUGACACUGGUUUAGUUUUUUCCUGGGGCGAUGGAGACUAUGGCAAAUUAGGUCGAGGAAGAAAUGAAGGUUCAAAAACGCCCAAACUGAUUGACAGACUGCAGUCUGUGAAUGUCGUUCAAGUUUUUUGCGGGGCUCAGUUCAGUAUUGCUUUGACGACAACGGGUACACUCCAUUCUUGGGGCAAGGGAGAUGGUUACAGACUUGGUCAUGGGUCUGAAGAACACGUCCGUUUUCCAAAGCAAAUUCAAGGAUUGGCAGGAAAGAAAAUUGUUGCUGUGUCGGUUGGCUCGUCGCAUGUUCUUGUGCGAACUGAGGAGGGAGAGGUCCUAGCCUGGGGCCAAAAUGAUCAAAAUCAACUGAGCAGAGCCUCAACCCAACCUUUGAGUGAGCCUACAGUAUUGCCAUUCUUACAGAACAAAAACAUCAUCGGAAUUGCCUGUGGGCCUACUCAGAGCUUUGUUUGGAGUAGUGCAAGCAAGUGGCGAAUCCCUUUGAGAAUUCCAUUUGUGGUAGACGUGUCAGAAAACACAUUUUGCCUUCUGGAGAAGCUCCUGUCCGAAGUGUGGGAUGGACUGGACGGCUCCUCCGAUUGGCCGCCUACCCAGGAAAAUGAGUGCUUGGCAGUGUCAUGCCUCAAUCUGCUCCAUCUUCAGUUCGUCACCAUGAUUUUCCACGGAAUCCCAGAGGCGUCCGUCGGCCUCAGUCCUGGCUCUCGACUCCUUACCAUGAUCAAACAAAGGGUGGUCGCCCUGGCCAGUAACAAAGGCGUGGUCAAAACAGUCCAAAAAACUGCUCAGAGCUUGUUGGAAGCUGGAUGGAGCAUUUUGAUUCCUACUGCUGAUGAACGGGCGAGCACCCUGUCCAACUUAUUGAGGAACAAGGGCGACGGCGACGGUCAGAAGUUCAUGACCGACUUGCUUGUGAGCAGCUUGAUGGCAGACGGUGGUUUGGAAGCGGCACUUGAAGCAGCAAUUAGAGCUGAGAUCACUUUUGCCCUAGAAACAAAUAUCGAGUUUCUUUCUGAAUCGGCGCAAGAAACAAAAAGGGCCAUCAUCAACGAAGGGUCAAUUCCCCUUCUGCAUUUAAUAAAACAACUUCUGAAAACAAUGCUGGGUAGCACGUUGGCCAAAUUAGCUAAUUUGUCCAAUUUCAAGCCAGUCGAAGAGGAAAAAUCGCCCAGUCUAGACUUGCUAAUCAGAUUCCAGCGUUUGUUGAUUUCUCGAUUACUUCCCGGAACUUCAAGAUCGUCAGUGCAAGGCGAGCAAGAAUUGGUUGGCGCCGAAUCUCUGCUGAAAAAGUACAUCAAGUUGCUGCACGUCCACGCUUUGGAAGUGCUUGAAGUGGCCAUCAAGAAUGCGUCCAUCAGCAAAAGGCACUUCAACGCUGUUUCCCACGUGAUCAAAUCGGACGCCAUCAACACCCUGUUCCCCGAACUCAUCCUCAGUCUCAUUCUCUUAGAGACGCAAGCGCCUUCGAGCUCACUGCACCAAGUUGAUUGGUUCUCACCCUUAAGGUCCCUUCUCGAGCCCUUAAACAAAUUCAACCGACUCUCACCUUGGCACGAAAAAGAGGACGUCGAAGAUUUGGCCUGGCCUGGAAUCAUCGUUCCGCCAAAUUCGCCAGCCUCCAAGAAGAAAGGCGACGAUUUGAUGCUGAUCAGAAAGGCGGAUAUUGAGAACCACAACCGAGAUGGUGGACUGUGGAUCAUCAUCAACAACAAGGUUUAUGACGUGCAGGAUUUUACUGCCCAAGCUCCGUGCGGAGAGGAGCUUUUGAAAAAAUUCAGCGGAUGCGACGCGAGCAAGGAGUUUGAAGACGCCUGUCACUCUGCUGCGGCCAAACAAAAAAUGGCCAACUUCCUUGUUGGCAGCUACCUGGACCCUGACCAGCAAAUCGUUCCCCUGAACGACCAAGUCGUAAUCAUGACCAGUUUGCUCGAAACCGAGCGAAUGCUUGCUUUCCUCCUGGGCAUUCACGCGCGCAGCCUCACUUGGGGGCCGCCACUGCAGCAGCCAGAAAAGGAAAUUUCGCAGUGGUGCAACGCCGCCUUUCUGCAAGGAGGACUCCUGGACCUUCUGCCCGGCAAUCCCUACGAAGAGGAAAAGGGUGAUGCGAGGAGCACCACUUCCAACACACCAACCGGCUCCACCCCGACGAAAAUUAAAACACCAAUAUCAGACUCUUCACAAAUCGACAGAGGUCAAAUGCUUUUACAGGGUCUGAUUGAUAAUAAAAUUAAUGAGGAGCCUCUCAUUGGAGCAUUUUUGAACAUACUGGAGCGUCACAACCGUACACCAUCGUUACCUAGUGGCCUUGAUCACCCUGUUGAGGAAUGUGGCCGGUUUCUCUUGGCCGUCCUUCUCCGUCACCAAAGUCUAGAACAAAUGGCCGCAACGGUGGCUCAGCUCGAAUGUGACGGCUGCCCUUCAAUUCGCAUCCCACGACCUCUGCUUGAAAACAUGUCCCAAGUGCAGAAAAUGAAAUUGAAACUGAUCAAAGCCAGACAGAUACAAAAUCGAUCGUACAAAGAAAUCUGCCAGCCGGUCAUCGAGCGGUGCAGAUUUCUCUUUUACGAAGUUCGGCCGGCAUUCAGUCCUGAGGUGACUGCCCUUCAUUCAUUGCAACUCAUCCGCACAGAGUCUCGCUGGAAGAGGCUCAGCAGAGAUUUGAAGAAUCUCAUUUUGCCGCCGUGCAAGCCUGAGGACAUUCUCAAUGCCAGCAUCCAAAGUCAGGAAGCUUUGCUGGCUGCUGAGGAGGCACUGAAUUCAAGACAGCCAGUGCCAGGCUGCUCGAGUCAGGAGGAUGGUGAAAUUCCUGAGAGGCGAGUUUCCAAGGAGGAGCAUGAAAAUACUAAAGAACUUGUUGUGCCCAACACUAAAAUUGAGAAGGAUCUUACCAACGAAGAUCUGAGUGACGAAAUGAAAUUGCAGGAACAGGGAAACCGAAAGCAAAAAAGGAAAUUCAAACCAAGGAGAAGUUCAGACCUAUCAAGAUCUUUUACUUCAGACACUCCCUCUAAGGAUUAUUCCUCAAUGGCCGCUUCCAUUGUAAAGUUUGUAACCCAAGAAGAUGUGGACGUUGACAUUUUGAGGAAAGCUCUCUACAGCCAAGUUGAAAGGGCCAAGAGUCGCCAGAAAGGCCUGGAGCUUGGCCUAGCUCUUUUGACGCAGGAUUGGCUUUUGCCGUCAGUUCGAUACAGCCUGAUAAACGCUUGGCUCGGACUGCCACUGGACAUCAAACACCCUGGGGACAUGUUCUCCAACUGCCUGUCAAACAUAGAACUAGUCAUGCCAUACACUAAGGCGCAAGUGCUGCUUCAGCAUGCCCAAUUGAUGCAGUGGGCGGCCAAUUCUCUCAGGGAGAGGGUCAUCUGGGCCGAGCCGAUGGGGCGCAGCAGCCGAGGCCUCAGGGGCAAGGGCUGCCUGAACCGAGGCACUCAAGGUUGGCUCGGAAAAUUGCCUUGGGCGAGAUUUUUGCUGAGCACAAUCUGCAUGUUGACUGGAGACCACUUUGGCAACGAACUGAAUUUACUAAUCAACUCAGGGGUGCUGGCACUCCUGCAAACAUUGCUUAGGCAAAUCGGACCAGAAAUCAAUUCUGGGCAUGAUGACAAAUUUAGUGAAGUUCUAGCCAUUUUUAAGGACAAUGUGAUCAAAACCCGUCCUCCCUGCAUGCCCCUGAGCAAUGCCGAGUUAGCUGCCAUGCUCAAACCGGGCACCAGGGUAGUCAGAGGGAUGCAUUGGAAGUGGGGUGACCAGGAUGGACCUCCUCCUGGGGAAGGUCAGGUUGUUGGCGAGCUUGGUGAGGAUGGAUGGGUCAGAGUCCAGUGGGACAAUGGAGCCACCAACUCAUACAGGAUGGGAAAGGAGGGCAAAUACGAUCUGAAACUUGCAGAACCACCUCAUAUAUCCGAGUCUGAAGCGGAAUCGGAAUCUUCUUUAGACGACGUGGCGUCUCCGGUUCAAGUGAUAUCCAGCAGCAAAGUCUAUCCUCACCCCACACUGCUGCUGCGGCACGCAAGUGUGUCACUUUUGAGAAACUUGUCUAUCUGCUGUGGUAUUCAAGCUGACGAAAUGCAGCCGUCGUGUAUUCGGAUAUUCACGUCGUUGCUCAGAGAACUUGUCAAAUCUGGAAAUGAAUCUUUAGAAGACUUGCAGAGAUCUGAAAUCAAAGUGAUUGCCAAAGUUCAUCAUUCAGAGUGGGCAACGCUUGGAUUCAUCAGAGCUUUGUGCAGCUCAAGGAAUAUGACUAAAGCACUGAGCACCCCAAUUUGGGUUGCCAUGCUAAUGUCAAUAGUUCAGGACCAAGAAACGCCAAAUUUGUCAAAACAAAUUUUGGCUCUGCGGCUUUUAAAAACAGUGCUGACAGAAUUCAAGGACAAGAAUCCUUCAGAGAGUGCCGAUUUUUUAAAGAAAAUGUCACAUCUUUUGGGAGAAUGUUUAAUUAUGUGCUCCAAAGACCCAACUUUGAAUUCAUCAGUGGCAGGUCGAGUGUGCCUCACCGCGUCCUACACAAGCACUGUUGCCGAAGAGUGCAUUUUACUCAUGAGGAGUCUUCACGCAAUACCGAGUUGGACUCGAGACAUCAACAACUACUUGACAGAAGGAAUCAAUGCCUCUUCCAAUCUUCUCAUUCACACAGGAAUGCUGAGCCCUCUUGGAACAGGAGACAAUGGCACAAAGCAUGCCGCCUCUGUUUCUGCUCUCAGCAUAAUCGGCGGUAUAGACUCCAGACCCCGUCUUGGAGGAACUAUUCAAAUUGAGGGUGGUCUCGGCACAAUUUUCAACAUCAACAAAGGCAAACUGAACGUCCAGCUGCACGAUGCGUCAGGAAUGAGGCAGAAAAUACCUCUGAUGAACAUCCAAUCCAAUCAUAUUCUGAAAUUCCAUCUCGAGAAAUAUGAAAUGAACGAUUUUAACACUGAGGCGUGGGCCACGCUCUUGUCUUAUUCCUUGCAAGAUUACAAGACGGAAUCUGAAUCUGGUCACAUUCGAGCCCAUCUACUUCAAGAGCAGCAAGUUCGAAUGCAUUCCCUCAUAGCAUUUCGGCAACUUUGCCGAAGCCAGGCCUACCUUAGAAACAUUCUGCGCCGUCCUGCUUUACAUUGGCUCACACCCACUGAGAAAGACGAGCCCAACGAGCCGUCCAGUCCAGUUGCUCAAGAACAGGGUCUUUUGAUCCAAAGACUUUUAGCCAAAGCGACUCAGCCGGCCUUGAUCAAAUCUUGCUACUCUAAAGAGGAACUUGAGUCGGCGGCUUUGAAUCUGUUACAAAUUCUGUCCUUCGAACUGCACUCCAGUGAGGCGCCGUGCGUGGCAGGUGCACAUUUGUAUCCGCCAACGCCCACAGCAAGUGAGGUUCAAACCCCCGUUAGUGAGCCGUCGUUCCCCAUCCCAAGUCACGUCAAGAAAAAUCCAACCCCCCUUGUAUCUCAGCUCAUGGACAUGGGUUUUGCUAGGAAGCAAGUAGAAUACGCUAUCAGAAUGCUUGAAACCGUAAGUGACGUUGAGCCGAGUCCUGAGAAAAUUGUAGGCUGGAUUCUGCAGCAUCAAGAUGAUUUGAUUUCUGAUACUGAUUCUCCUACAUCCUCAAUUGAAGGAGUUUUAUCUGCCACUGACUCGGCAUCAGAAGAGCCAGACGGUGCCUGGGGUGGUCCCUCCCAAUCUCUCUCAAAACAACCAGAGAAACCAAAAGUCAAUUUAUUCAGAAAAAGAGCUGACUACGCUUCCAAGCAGCAAUAUGCUUUGUAUGUUCAGAGAUUUGUCACUCCGGGAAUUUAUGUCAAAUGCUGCCGGCCAACGGACGCCAUCAUGGUGGGCAGUGUGGGAAAAGUCUUGGGAAUGGAGUUUGGCAGAUCUAAUGAUUUGACUCUGGAGGUGGAGUGGCAAGACGAGGGAAUGGUUCAUUGGAUAAAUGUCGUGAAUGUGGACUUGAUGGGCUUUUCGCCGAAUAACGCUGAAGGCCCUCUCCAAAUUGGAGACAAAGUGAGGCUGAGGCCAACAGUUGCUACCCCUCUGUACGGUUGGGGCUUCAUUUCUCGCAGCUGCGUCGGGGUCCUUCACCGAAUAAAUCGAACAAUUGGCCAGCCCCACUUUGCCAAAGUUGAGUUCCCGCAACAAAGCAACUGGACGGGCCAGUUGAGUGAGCUGGAGGUUGUCUGCAACCGGCACACUGGCAUCGAGUGCUCCGGCUGCGGAGUGAACCCAAUAAUUGGCACCCGUUUUAAAUGCAAAACCUGUAUUAGUUUUAACUAUUGUGAAGAGUGUUUCUGCACGCUACGAGUUCACAGACAUUACUUCAACAGUAUUGCUGAGGAGGGUGGAGCUUCGAUAUUUGUCGGUCGAGCAGGCAGACGAAGAAAAAUGUCCCUCCCAGGUUCACCUGGUUCUCUAAUUUUGGAUUUCAAUCAUUGCGUCAAGCGUCUUUCUGUUUCCUCAAAAGUGAGCUGGAUGGCUCUUGGCAUUCCAGAGCCAUGUCCAAAUUAUUGGCAGAGCCAGUCUGUUCAGAAGAAGCAUUGGAUUCGGCUCGAAAUGCACCCUCAGGUGGGGAUUCAAAGUCUUAGGAUUGUCGUCGACCCUGAAGAUGGAAAGUUCAUGCCAUCUCUUGUAGUUGUCAGUGUUGGAGAGAGUUUUGACAAUAUGAAAGAAGUUUCAACGGUCAAAGUCAGAAACACAGACACUGUUGUCAAACUGCUUUCGGACUUGAAAGAGUUCCACGAGUGCAUUGAAAUAGCAAUAAAAGAAUGCAGAGCGGGCAACAGCAACGGCCGCGUACAUGGUUUGCACAUAAUUGGAAAGCGAAUAGGUCAAGAUGAUCACAUUGACACAGCCUGGUCAUACUUAAACUCGGACACUGAAGAACAAGAGGAGGUUGUGUCCUACCCUCAAGUUUCUAACUUGAUGCGCUCGGAUGAUCAUUUGAAAGUAUUUGUUUGGGGCCUCAAUGACAAGGACCAACUAGGCAACAUAAGAGGCUCCAAGAUCAAAAUGCCAGUCACCUCGGAACACCUGAGUUUGCUUAAGCCAACCUGCAUUGCUGGUGGUUCAAAGUCCCUGUUCAUUGUUUCAAAUGAGGGAAAGCUUUACGCCUGCGGAGAGGGAGCAAACGGCCGCUUAGGUCUCGGGCACAACAACAAUGUUUCCGUUCCUCGACAAAUGAUGGCCCUCUCUUUUUACGUUGUGAAGAAAGUGGCUGUUCAUUCGGGAGGAAAACACGCUAUGGCCCUAACCCUGGAUGGAAAAGUUUUCUCGUGGGGUGAGGGUGAAGACGGAAAGUUGGGCCAUGGAAAUAGGCUUUCCUACGACAAACCUAAAAUGAUUGAAGUUCUGCGGUCAAAAAGGAUCAGAGACAUUGCUUGCGGCAGCUCUCACAGUGCAGCCAUAACUUCAAAUGGUGAACUCUACACUUGGGGCUCUGGCGAGUACGGCAGACUAGGCCAUGGCGAUUUUGAAACUCAGCUCCGUCCCAAACAGGUGAAAGCUUUGGCUGGCAAAAUAGUUGUGCAAGUGGCUUGUGGGAGCAGAGAUGCGCAAACUUUGGCAUUGACUGACUCGGGAAUGGUGUACUCGUGGGGUGAUGGCGACUUUGGAAAGCUGGGCAGAGGCGGAAGUGAAGGGUGCAGUUUGCCUCAAAACAUUGAACGUCUCAAUGGCUGCAAUGUGAACCAAAUAGAGUGCGGUGCCCAAUUCUCCGUUGCAUUGACAAAAUCGGGACAGGUUUGGACUUGGGGCAAGGGAGAUUAUUACAGACUCGGGCAUGGAAAUGACCAGCACAUUCGAAAACCAGCCAUCGUCGAAGGGCUGCGAGCAAAAAAGGUCAUUCAUGUGGCAGUGGGUGCCCUGCACUGUCUAGCUGUCACAGAUCAAGGACAAGUUUUUGCGUGGGGAGACAAUGAUCACGGCCAGCAAGGCAACAACACAACCAUCGUCAAUAGAAAACCUGUCUUGGUUCAAGGUUUAGAAGGUCACAGGAUUAAUCGAGUUGCCUGCGGCUCUUCGCAUUCCGUGGCCUGGUAUGUUCCUGAUCCGAGGGUGUCAAAACAGCAUGAGCCUGUCACAUUUCUGAGUGAAAAAGAUCCUCUUGGAGCAACUGCACUAGGAGCUGAUGAAGUUGUUCCUCCAAGCCAGCCAAAUACUGAAGCAACUACGUCCUUGUGUAAGAAAGCUGCUUCCAAUCUUCCGCAAUCGAGCCACAACUCUCUCAUCAACGUCGUCCUGAACCUCGACAAUUCCGGAGCAAAACAACAAGCCCUCGAGCACAUUCUGCAAACUUUGCAGGUCAUGUUUGCCAGAGAGGCUGUUGUUGUUGCUCUUCGUGGACAUGCAAUGCUAGACAGCAAAAAUGGACGCAUUAUUCUGAGUGACCAGCUGCAGUCGAAUUCCUCCGAGGGAAACACCCCCCUCGAUCCGGCCGCACAACCACCCCCCACACAAGACCCACCUCUGGAAAUUGCCCAAGGUGGCGGAGAAGCUUUGGCAGACAAUGGAGGCACCAUGACCCCGCACACAGACAGUGAACUCGAGAGUCCCACUGAAAGCCAUUUUCCUGCCAUGACCAGCUCAGGAAGUCUUUCGUCGAGAGCGUCGAAAAUGUCGGCCAGCGCCAUGAGCGUGAUUGCGGCCACCAUGACCACAAAUGUUCAACUGGUUGGCUUACCGACUGACCAAGAUCAAAAUCAAGUAGCCUUGGACGAUUUUACUGCAAUUCUGAGUGAGGAGGAUGCAAGGAGUUUAGUCGAUUUGCUAAAAUUGGCUGUGGCAGGACGAGCAGGCCCUUGUGCUCAGGAAACAAUUUCUUCGGUUCUGAGAGCUAUGGGAAAAACAUACUCAAGUAUUGCUGACAUGCUGCUUGAGCUCUCAGUCACCGAACUGGAAGACAUUGCGAUGUGCACUGAUUUCAUCAAAAGAAGCGACCCAAAGCCUAUUGUUCAAGAAUCAAGCCAUCCAUACACUGACGACGUCAACCUAUUUGGCCAUGUCAAAAUUCAAGGCGCUGAGUUCCUGCGACUUGAAUUUGACCGGCGCUGCUCGACUGAAAAGAGACACGAUCCUCUAACAAUCAUGGAUUCAUCUGGAAGGACAAUCAGUGUUCGUUCUGGACGAGAGUGGAGCGACUGGUCUGCAGAGCUGAGAGUGUCAGGGGAUGAGCUGAUGUGGAAGUUCUACAGUGAUGGAUCUGUGAAUGGCUGGGGUUGGAGAUUCACAGUGUACCCAAUAAUGCCCAAAUCAACAGCCAUCGAGCUUCUCUCUGAUAGGGCAAUUUUGUCGAAACCAUCAGUCGAGCCUGUUCGUUGCAUUCUAAGCCAGAGGGUUGGAUGUUACGCUGAAAAGAAACUGGUUUCAAGACUUGCCUCGGCACUGGCAGCUUGCGCAGAAUUAAGCUCUCUUGGCACUUCACAAAGAAUGUGGGCGCUUCAGUGUUUGCAUUCAUUGAUUACGGCAACAGGGGUGCCACCGAGUGGAAUAAAUCCCGGGCAGCAAGUGGACCCUGCUUUUGUUUUCCUGGUUCAAAGCUUCCCAGCUGCUAUUUUGAUGCAAUUCGAGUACGAAGACCCGAUUAUCAAGACUGGCAAACACCUCACUCAUAGCGCCUUCUUCAAGGUGAUGUUGGGACUUGCCUGUGCUGUGAAUUUGGACAGACUCCCGUGCUGCCGAGAAUAUCGUUGGCAGUGGUUUGGUAGGUACUGCCUUGCAGCCAGGGUGUCUAGUGCCCUCAUCGGAAGGUAUCAGCUGCCUCAGUCAUUCAGGGAGGAGGUGCAAAAGAAAAUCAAGGAAAUCAGUGGCGAAGCAGAUGAAAUCAACCUUGACUACGAAAAACCUGAAAUUUUCUCACAAGCAGCUGACGAACAACUGCUCAAGUGGCUCAACAGAAAACCAGACGAGUGGACUUUGUCGUGGAACUCGAGUGGAAUCAUUUACGGCUGGGGCCACAAUCACAGAGGACAGCUAGGUGGUGUGGAGGGAGCAAAGGUCAAGCUGCCAUCUGUCUGUGAAAGCCUCUCCUCCCUGAACCCUAUUCAAAUCUCUGGUGGAGAGCAGACUUUGUUUGCUGUAACAGCCGAAGGACAUGUUUAUGCAACUGGCUACGGUGCUGGUGGUCGACUUGGCACUGGAAGUACAGACAGCGUCACUGCUCCUGUAUUGAUUGAAUCGCUUCAGCAUAUUUGUAUUAAAAAGGUGGCUGUCAACUCUGGAGGAAAACAUUGUUUGGCCCUAACUGAUAAUGGAGAGGUGUAUUCUUGGGGAGAAGGAGACGACGGAAAGCUGGGGCACGGAAACAAAAAUACUAGUGAGCGGCCGAAACUUAUCGAAAGCCUACUAGGAAAGGAAGUGGUCAAUAUAGCUUGUGGUGGAGCCCACAGUGCAGCCAUAACUUCCUCAGGAGAAAUUUAUACCUGGGGCAAAGGAAGAUACGGAAGAUUAGGCCAUGGUGAUUCUGAAGAUCAACUUAGACCAAAGAAAGUGAAAGCACUGGAGGGCCUUAAUGUCCUUGACGUUGCUUGCGGAAGUGGCGAUGCUCAAACCCUGUGCAUCACUGACGAUGACAACGUCUGGUCAUGGGGCGACGGUGACUACGGCAAACUGGGCCGAGGAGGCAGCGACGGAUGCAAAGUGCCUAUGAAAAUCGAAUCCCUGGCAGGACUGGGCGUAAUCAAGGUGGAGUGCGGUUCGCAGUUUUCAGUGGCCCUGACCAGGUCAGGCAGUGUUUACACCUGGGGCAAGGGUGACUAUCACAGACUUGGGCACGGCACCGACGAUCAUGUGCGGCGGCCCAGAAAGGUGGCUGCCCUGCAGGGGAAGAAGGUCAUCAGUAUCGCCACAGGUUCUCUGCACUGUGUGGCGUGUACAGAUCAGGGUCAGGUAUUCACCUGGGGAGACAAUGACGAAGGUCAGCUCGGGGACGGUUCCACGACUGCCAUUCAGAGACCUCGACAGGUCAUCGCUCUGCAGGGGAAGAACAUUAACAGGGUUGCUUGUGGUUCGGCCCACACGGUGGCCUGGAGCACAAGCAAGGCCGUGUCCUCUGGGAAAAUUCCGGCCGUCGUUCCGAUGGAGUACGAUCUGAUAAAAGAUGUGCCCAUGGUCACUCUGCGCAACAGAUUGAUGCUUCUGCACCACUUCUCGGAGCUAAUUUGUCCUCUGGUCGCCAUGUUUCCUUUGGGCGAGCUGCCGAUCAACUCGCAAGCAUCACGACUGGACCAACUUAGAGGAGUUUUGGUUUACUCAGCCAAGGAGGCAACCUUUAGAAAGGUUGUCCAAGCAACAAUGGUGAGGGACAAGCAACAUGGGCCUGUUAUCGAGCUGAACAGAAUUCAAGUAAAACGGGCGAGAGGAAAAUUCGGGCUGGCUGGACCCGACGGAACAAAGUCUGUCUUUGGACAACUUGUUGCCAGGAUGAGUUUGCUCACUCAAGAGUCACUAUUUUUACCACACAGAGUUUGGAAGGUCAAGUUUGUAGGAGAAAGUGUGGAUGAUUGCGGCGGUGGUUAUUCUGAGAGCAUUGCAGAAAUGUGUGACGAGUUGCAAAACGGUUCUCUGCCUCUUCUCAUUUGCACUCCGAAUGGACGAGAGGAAAAUGGCACCAACAGGGACUGCUUCAUCCUUAAUCCUGCUGCCAGAAGUACUUUGCACCUUCAAAUGUUCAACUUUCUGGGUGUUCUCAUGGGGAUUGCCGUACGAACGGGAAGUCCUUUGAGCUUGGUCUUGGCUGAACCGGUUUGGAAGCAACUGGCAGGACAAGAGUUGACACCAGCCGAUUUAACAGAACUGGAUCGAGAUUAUGUUCCAGGCCUAAUGUGUAUUCGGGACAUGGAGGACAAGGCCUUGCAGGCGCUGGACAUGCCUUUCUCCACAGCCAGCACCACAGGAGAAGAAAUUUUGCUCUCGUCAAUUUACAGAAAAAUCAACACAGAAAACAGACAAGAAUACGUCAGGCUUGCCCUGAACUACAGACUUCACGAAUUUGAUCAACAAGUUCGAGCUGUGCGCCAAGGAAUGGCUAGAGUGAUACCAGUGCCGUUGUUGACCCUUUUCAGUGGCUACGAACUGGAAACCAUGGUUUGUGGCUCACCCGACAUUCCGUUGCCUCUGCUUAAAUCCGUCGCAACUUAUAAAGGAAUAGAUGCGAGUGCUCCGUUAAUUGCAUGGUUUUGGGAGGUCUUGGAGGAGUUCACAAAUGAGGAGAGGUCUCUGUUCCUGCGCUUUGUGUGGGGGAGGACCCGACUGCCCAGGACCAUUGCUGAUUUCAGAGGGAGAGACUUUGUCAUUCAAGUUUUGGACAAAUUCAACCCUCCUGACCAUUACAUGCCUGAAAGCUACACCUGCUUCUUUUUGCUUAAGCUGCCUAGAUGAUAUUCUUGCAAGAUGGUAUUGAAAGAAAAACUGAAGUACGCCAUCCACUUCUGCAAGUCGAUUGAUACAGAUGAGUAUGCCAGGGUCGCAAUGACAGGCAGCUUAACUGAGGAGGAAGGCGCGGCUGUGCUGCCGGAAGACUUUGUCGGCGGCCACGGUGACGGCCUGAGCAGCGACAGUGAUCAGGUGGAGAGUUUCGAAAGUGAUCUUGGAAUUGAACCUGCUUCGAGCAAUUAACUAGUCCGUUUAAUUUUAUCAAGACGAAAUGUUGAUAUUUAUUUUUCACUAUUGAUUCUGCAAUCUCAUAUAUAUUUAUCCUAAUACGGCCGCACCAAAAUCACUGAUCAUAUAGAGAGAGAUUAUGAUGUAUGUUUGGCCUCGGAUAAUUUUUCGCUUCUCACACAAGCAACCACAGACAUCUCUUUUAAUUAUUGCCAAUGUUUUACAAAGAAAACUUAAUAUUUGUAAGCCGACUUAAAAUAAAAUAACAAUUUAAAC